Messenger RNA from Gopherus evgoodei (Goodes thornscrub tortoise), 2144 nucleotides. It is a transcript of the gene TAFA4, whose product is annotated as TAFA chemokine like family member 4. Bases 158 to 679 code for a protein of 173 amino acids. The transcript has 5 exons. Gene Ontology annotation, molecular function: receptor ligand activity. NCBI's taxonomy places the organism in Eukaryota, Metazoa, Chordata, Testudines, Testudinidae. The record is from RefSeq and is a predicted model, not a curated record.
AGGGCGUGAUCCAAAACUCGUUGAAAAGACUCCAUCGAUAUCAAUGAGCUGUGGAGGAAGCCCUAAGACUGUCAUUUCAGUUCACAUACGUCACCAAACAGGUCCCCAGAGCAAAGGAAAAUUUCUGAAAUGCAGAAAUGCUUGUUUGUAGCUGCAAAUGGGAAUUUGGAAUAACUGUGAAAAUCGCACUGAAAUAAUUGUGUUUGACUGGAACAAAAUUCUUGCAAAGUCCCCAAGGAUGAGAUUCUGUGCCAAAUCGAUGCUUCUAUCUCACUGGCUCUUUCUGGUCUAUGUGUUAAUGGUGUGCUGUAAAUUGUUGUCCGCCUCUAGCCACCAUCCCCGAGGGCACACAGGCCACCACCAAGUCAAGCAAGGGACGUGUGAAGUCGUCGCAGUGCAUCGUUGCUGCAAUAAGAACCGAAUUGAAGAACGGUCGCAAACAGUCAAGUGCUCUUGCUUCCCGGGGCAGGUGGCUGGAACAACAAGGGCACAGCCCUCUUGCGUGGAAGGUAACACGGUAGCAAAGGAUAAACCUAUGUGUCCUUGCUGGAACAAUGGGAUUUGCAGCUGUGUUGCUUGUCUGUUUUACACAGUCCCGUUUUUUUCUGAGAAUACUGUAGACUUUACGCUUCAAACUUACAAAAUUAGUGAGCAAGAAGGACAAUACUUCUCUUUUUGACUGUGGUGGCACUUCUUGAUGCAGGGUUUUCCCAUACAGAACUGUAGACUUUUCAUUAAAAAAAUAAUAAUAAUUACGACUCUACUGAAAAUACACCUUGAAUUCUCCAGGAUCCUACACCUGCAAGCAAUUCAUAGAAACGCAGACCUGUGCUUCUGAAGUACAUCAACUAUAAGACUUUAUUUACGGCACUGAAGGCUGUGAAAUCAUUUAAACGAUUUUAGAUCUUUCAAGCAGCUUGGGGAAAAAUGGUUACAUUAGAAAGAACUGGCAUAAAUUCAUUAGAAGGUACCAUCUAUCAUGCAGUACAAUGGACCAAUAUAAAGCUGGUCUAAAAGCUAAAUGAACAUAAGGGAUAAUGGUAAUAAACCAUGUCUCUGUGCAUUUUCAGCUGUGAUUUAGUAAAUAUUAAUACUGUAUGAAGGUGAAAAAAUGACUCUCGUAAAUCAGUAGCAUUUAGUGUAUGCCAUACUUUUUUACAAUCUGUGCAAUUAUAUUUAUUUCCUUAGAUAGUUCCAGGUAUUUCAAAUUUUACAUUCAUAAGUGGCAGUGAGGGAAUGCGGGGAAGAGACUAAACCUGAAAAUAGAUGUAGAUUUUAUUGCCCUAAAUAAAUCCGUUCUCUAAGGGAAUAACAAAGUGUAAAUAUUCCUUGCCUCUUUGAUUCCAGAUAUGAAAGAGAAUUUAGCCAUUAGCUAGAAAUAUUUAUUCAGAUGCUUCAAAACAAGAGAGGAAACUAGGACUGCAUAAGAAAAGCUUACUGGAAGAAGGGUAAUUUGUUUAGAUUUUCAUAGCGUUGGCUGUAUUCUAAUAAGUAACUUACUUAAAAUUCAUAAGUCCUAGAUAAAAAAAGGAUCUUCACUUUCAAUUAGCUCUAGUUUAUAAUGAUUAUAAUAAUUAAGUGUCCAGUUCCUUGACAGACUAAAUUUUCAAGCUGAUACACUUUGUGACACAUAAUUGUUCCAUAUUAUUUUAGAUGUAUCUCAUUCUGUUUUUCUUACUCGCCUGACUGUUAGACUUUUAUUUUGUCAUCAGACUUCAUAAAUAGAACCGUAAGAGGAAGUGCAGUUGCAGCCAGUCAUUUCAUGGUUACAUCAUUUUAUGGCUCAAGAUGCAUUGGAAUAGAAGUAAAUGCAAUGACGCAGACAGAUAUCAUACAGAUUAACUGCUAACCCAGCUACUGGAUACAUUGUUAUGCUUUAUGUAAAUAUUACAGUCCUAAUAUACAACUGGUUUUUUAUAUAUCCAGAAAUGCCAAAAAAUUGAGACUGUUGCACUAAUUUAGUUUGCUGUGCACAAGCUUUCUAGCUUACGGGAAAAAUACCAUCAACAAUGUGAAGCUGUUUAGUUUGUUUUGUUGCAGUGAGUAUAAAUAUUGAUCCAAUCUUACUCCCAUUGAAAUCAAUGGCAAAACUCCCUUUUGAUUCCCGUGGGAGGAAGAGAAGGCCCUCUGUUUUGAUUUUGGGU